AUGCAAUACGUUGGUAAAGUAGGUGGAUACGUUUUCAAUCAGUGGCAAUCGUUGAACCCGGCCACAUUGUCGGGAGCAAUUGAUAUAAUUGUCAUUGAACAACCUGAUGGAACUUACCAUUGUUCACCAUUUCAUAUUAGAUUUGGUAAAUUUCAAAUUAUCAAACCACUGCAAAAGAAGAUAGAUUUUUAUGUGAAUAAUAUCAAAACUGACUUACCAAUGAAGCUUGGAGAUGGUGGGGAGGCAUUCUUCGUUUUAGAAACCACUGACAAUGAUUUGGUUAGUAAAAGUAAUGUCACAUCACCGGUUAUUUCUCCCGUGUCUUCACCCGAGGCAUCUCCUUCAUUAUCACCUCCCACGUUAGAUUUGAACGUUGAUGAUUUAGAUUUGAAUGAAACAGGUGUACAGUCUGAUUUGAAAUCAGAAGGUUCGGGUAUUGAAAGGAAGGGAAGUAUCAAGGAAACCAAAAAAGCUCCAACAUCUAAUGAUAGUAUGAUCGAUGAUAUUGAAAGCAAAAUCAAAUUGUCUGAUAUCCCUUCACCAAACAUGUCACCAAAAUCUGGUACUCCUACUCCAUCACUUCAAUCCAUUGCAUUUGAAAAGGCUAGAAAAGUCACAGCCAAAUUGAACAUUCCAUCUAAAAUAGAUCUUAACGGAGAUAUGGUCUUAGAUAUGGAUGGUUAUAAACCAAAUAGUCAAAAGAAUAUCGACAAUUCCGAUGAAAUGUUCAAGAAAAUCUUCAUUGAAGAAUUGUUGAAGAUGAACGAUGAAAGAGAGAAAAAAGAUGAUGUUUCAGAUGAAAUCGAUAAAAUUAAAAAUGGAGAGAAUGAAGAAUUCAAUGAAGAAAAUCAGGUUAGUUUGUGGAAUCAGAUCAUUAAAAUGGAUAAAGAUGGAUCUAUUAGAAUCACCAAUGUCAAUGAAACCCUUGAUGAUUAUGCUGUUGAUGAACAUAAUAGUUAUACUAAUUCUUUGAACUUACAACAACAAGAUUUAACCGGAAGUUCUUUGACCAACGAUGAAAAUAAAACAUAUUUUAAAACUUUAAGAUUAACAUCAGAUCAAUUGAAACAGAUGAAAUUGAAUUAUGGUGAAAAUAAGUUGAUGUUCAAGUUAAAUCAAGGUAAUUCACAGGUUUAUUCGAACUUAUACCUUUGGAAAUCAACAACUCCUAUAGUCAUUUCAGAUAUAGAUGGAACCAUCACUAAAUCUGAUGCUUUAGGGCAUGUCCUUAACUUCAUUGGGAAAGAUUGGACCCAUCCUGGGGUGGCCAAAUUAUUUACUGAUAUUAAUAACAAUGGUUAUAACAUUAUAUAUUUGACAGCUAGAUCUGUAGGACAAGCUGACUCCACAAGAGCAUAUUUGAGUACUAUUGUUCAAGAAAAUGAUAUCAAAUUACCUAAAGGACCGGUGAUUUUGAGUCCUGAUAGAACCAUGGCUGCUUUGAAAAGAGAAGUGAUAUUGAAAAAACCUGAGGUGUUCAAGAUGUCAUGUUUGAAUGAUAUCAGAAGUUUGUAUUUCUCCAACAAGUUCGAAACUGAAGAAGAUAAAGAAUUGAAUAAGGAUAGAACUCCAUUUUAUGCUGGGUUUGGUAACAGAAUCACUGACGCUAUUAGUUAUAGGUCUGUUCAAAUUCCAAGUCAUAGAAUCUUCACUAUCAAUCCCGACGGGGAAGUUCAUAUGGAAUUAUUAGAAUUGUCAGGGGUGAAAUCCUCUUAUUUGGGUAUUGGAGAAUUAGUUGAUCAAUAUUUCCCACCAGUAAAUCAAUUGAACUUCAAUUUAGGUAAUAAUAUCAAAAGGCCAGAAGAAAGAUUCAACGACGUUAAUUAUUGGAGGGAUCCAAUUAAUUUGAGUGAUUUGAGCGAUUUAAGUGAUGAAGAAGAAAUCCCUCAAUCCCCUAGAUCUCCAAGCAUUUUAUCCAUCAGGUCUUUUGGUGAAGAUAAAGAUAAAAAAUCACCAAAAAAACUUAAUAAUGAAAGACCUAAAUCCAUGAGCUCUUUCACACCAUUAAGAUUUUUUAAAUCUAACGACGAUGAAAGUCCUCUGAAGGGUGACAUCAACAGAGAAUUGAGCUCUGAUGGAAAUCCAGAAAAUGUCCAAGACGACAUUGACGCUGAUCUUGAUGACGACCUUGAUGAAGAUCUCGAUGAUGAUUAUGAUGAAGAGGAUGACGAUGAUUAUGAAGAUGAAGAGGAUGAGGAAGAGGAUGAUGAUUAUGAUGGUGAAGAUGAUUAUGACAACGAAGAUGACUACGAUAAUGAAGACGACUAUGAUGAAGAGGAUUAUGAUGAAGAAGUGGAGAAUUUCAAGGGCGAUCCAGAAUCUCCUAUAAAGUCGGCAUGA
Molecule: messenger RNA, 2340 nt
Organism: Yamadazyma jaroonii
Lineage: Eukaryota; Fungi; Ascomycota; Pichiomycetes; Serinales; Debaryomycetaceae
Source: the annotation of a GenBank genome assembly